GCGUAAAGGUGACAUUUGUUUAGGAGCAGGCGAGGGGGAUGCGUUGGCUCGGGUGGCUUGCGCUUCGCUGCUGGUGGCGAAUCAGCGAAGUGCGACUGGCUAACGUCGGCCUGCUUUUUUAACCGAUAUCUGGCUGAUCGGGGAGGGCAGAGAUACCAUGUGGAAGUCACAUGAACGACGAGGAUGAGGCAUAAACAAGGGGGCAGCCUGACGACAGAGCCGAGCAACAGGAGGAGGAGGGGGGACUGGUUGCACAAAGAUCCCCCCCUCACACACACACAUAUACACACACAUAUACACACACAACAAGCGAGGCCCCCCUGUGGCCCUUUCCCCCUUGAAGGCUAAUUAAGAUGAACAGCACCACCACUCAGCCCCCUGCCCACAAAGAUGGGGGUGGGGCGGUGAGCUAUGUGCUGGUGCCAUUCCUCCUUAUAACUAUUGCUGGAAUUGCUACAGCAUUGAUAAUCUAUCUGCGUAGGAAAAGGAGAAUUGACAGACUUCGGCACCAGCUGUUACCCGUUUACACGUACGAUCCGGCAGAGGAGCUUCAUGAGGCCGAGCAGGAGCUCUUGUGGAGAGAAGAGGACACGAGGAUUGUGCAAGGCUGGGCAAGAAGCUACCAACAGCAACAACCUCUACUGACCAAAGAUGUUACUGCUUAAUGACGACACGCCCUGGCACGGGAUGCUGAGGAGCCAGACGACAACCUUCAGUCUAAAAAAACAAAAAACAAAAGAAAGUGCCCUCCUUUUAACUCAUCUUUCCCUUUGCUCCACUUUGCUCCUGCGGCCAUUAUCUCAGAGUGCCUCUGCGAUUAGAGAGCCAAAGAGAUAACGGAGCUGCGACUUAUUUAUUUGACGUUAUUUAUUCAAACACAUUUUUUUUUACUGUUGCACUCUCCGGCACCAAAGUCCAGGAAGGUGGAAGACAAAGUCUCUUGUGCAUCGGGUGCUUUGUGUACAUUCUUAAUGCUGUUGCGGGCAGCUUGUGGCAAGCUGCCUUGUUCCUGUGGGUUGCAGUAGGCAUCUGUGCUGAUCAUAACUUGCUGCCUGCGUUCACUGUGGUAAGGCCAUGAAUGUUGUGCACCAGCUAGAACAUCAGCGCUCAUGUCUGGCGUGUGCAGAGGUUGUUUGCAGCCACUUUGAUGAAGCGCCCUUUCAAUUCGAUAAAGAUAAAUUUGGGGGAAAACUAGGUACCAACUGCGAAGCGAGCUGGUAAUAAUUUCAGUUUCAUUUCAACGGCAUGAACAUCCUUUCAUUUUGUUGCUUUGAACCACUGCCUGGGAACGCACAUCUUUUUCUUUUUUUUUUCUUUUGCGGUUUUGCCAAAUCCUGUGACUCUUAACAAUGGCAUGAAAUGCAAGAAUGAGGAGCAAAUAACACCAGCUUCCUCCCAGCUAUUAAAUGAGUUGUGACUUAAAUCUGAAAGUAUGUCCUGUCUUCGAGGCAUGGCACCAGAAAAUUUUCCUCCGGGUGAAUAAUCUUCUCAGAUGAAUUCCAUACGUCUGACUCUUUCCAGCACUCAGGAAACCUCAUACAGAUUAUAAACUUUUUUUUUUUUUGCCUUGUAUUUGAUGAAUGUAAACUGAACUGCGGGUCUGUCUAUAUUUAUGAAAGACUUCACAGUUCUGGUAUUUAGAGCCUUUACAUGAGUUUUUCCAUGCUUGUCAGGUUUCCGGUUUUAAUCAUAUAGAAACCAUAAAUCUAUUGCUUAUAAAAGAUGUUCAAGUGUUUUAUGUGGAUGACAUUUGCAUUUAAGAUUUCAUCUUCAGGUGUCACUUUAAGUCAAGGAACUAUUGCUGUAAAUGUGUUUUUUGCUAUUCAUUACCUCUCCUUUAAGCCAGUUGUACAGGUGCAUCUCAAUAAUUAGUUUCAUUAAAAAGUCCAGCAUUUCUAUUAAAGUGAAACUGAUAGAUUCCUUAUUCUGAUUGAGAUGUUAAGCUUUAAAUUUGGCACACAAACUAAUUAAAAGCCCUAAUUUAAUGUAGGAGAGCCACCACAUAGGUUUUAGGCAUAUGACCAUAUUAGAUCACGAAGAGUUAAAAUGUGUUAGAGUGGAGAUCUCCACUAUAUUUUCUGUGCCUUGACUCAAGACGCAUCAGGUGUGUAAAUGCACGUAGCACAGAUAAAACUGUUACUGGUUUUAUGAAUACCACGACAAUAGUAUCAAGGUUACUGACAUUCUGUUACCACCAUAUGCAGUUACAGCACUUUUAAAAAUGAUUGAAGAUAGUCCAAUGCAUUGCUGCAGUCCCUUGCACAAGACAAUAAAGGCUGGUAUUUCAUUAACUAAAGUUACAAGCGUUUUAACAUAGCUGCACUUUUGGACUUUAUAGUUGCUUUUUGCAAAGGUUAGGUUCCCCAAGAGCAAAAUAGUAGGCUGAGUGGAAGCAAAAAACAUGUAUAAAACUUGCGUUUAUUAGCUACAAGCCAUCUUAUAAAUGCUUGUUACCAAGCAAUCUGUAUGAUUUCAGGUAUUUAGUCAUCUUAUGGCUGCCUUAAAUUCUGAGAUGUACCUGUGCUUUUGUUUAAAGAAACUUUAUGCUGUUUCUUAAAGCUGCAGUAGGGAGAUAUGAGAAAACCUUGGACCAGCCUGAAAAUAUGAACAAGCACACCUUACAGGUCCCUCCCCUUUGCUCCUUCCCUCCACAGCUGGGCCAAUGUUUGCCUGGCUUGCUUUCUGAGCAGGCGCCACUCCAGAAAUUGUCAAGUUUUCUUUGUAAAGCAGGUUGUUUCUCCACACUGCUGCAGCCCAUUGGCAAUGUUGAGCUUGAAUGAUGGCACACACAGGGGAAGGAGUGUGAGCAGAGCAUAUGGCUGGACGAUAAUUUAAUACCUAUAUGAUCCAUAGACGUGCGGUUCAAUACAACAGUUUUCCUUCCUUUUGCAUUGUAGCCCAUCGUGUAGGUUAAUACUACAGUAGUUAAAUCCUACCAACUAGCCACAAACACAGACCCAGGAAAGCUUUUACCAAGCUUCGCCCCCAUCAAAGAGUUUUGGUAAAAAAUUGGCUGAAAAACAGCAUAAAACGGCCAGGGGUGCACCUAAUAUACAUUUUCUGAAUAUUUUGACCAUCAAUAGCAACAUGAUUUCCAUUUUAUCUAUGCCUUUCUUAUAUAGUCUAGACCUAACCUACACAAGCCCGGUUGACAACCAACCAGACGUUCCUUCUGGCUCCAUUUGGUUGUUUGACUGGGAGUGGCCCAUUUCUGCAAAUGGCACUAUGGCUACUAGGAGGGGCCAUAUGAAAAUUUUUCACUCAUGACAGUAUAACAUGUCAAUUUCAUACAAAAAGUGACCUACUGCAGCUUUAAAAAUAUACUUGCUUCUUUUGAGAAGGCGUCAUGAGGGGGGGAAAAUAUACAAUAAACAUGAAAUUGACAAAGAAAGUUCUCUUUAUUGUCCAUUUUUGAUACAAAUUGUAGGGCACCAUAGAAAUAUAGACAUUGUACAUUUAUAUAGGUGUACAUUAAAAAGAAUGAUCCCAUCCUAUUGAGUUUACAGUAUAUAAAUCAACAAAUGCAUGAUGUAAUGAGAAAUGACUAGAUACAGUUGUGUAUUUGGAAGGGGACAAAUAGAAGACAGACUGUACGACUUGAAUGGAUACGCAAGAGCGGCUCUGUGCGUUAAUGCAGGACACACAGCGCCCGAUUGAACAGUGAAGAGUGCCUAGUCUACACAAACUCGCAUUUGUCCAUGAAGAUCCAACAUUUCAGUGCAGAAGAUAAAAAAAAAAAAGAAAGAAAAAAAAAGAUAAAAACACACCUGCUAGUCUACCACAGUCAGCGAACACAGUCGUUGAGCUGGCAGGCCUCCCUGACUUGCUUCACACAUUUAAAAACCUGUCUGCAAAGUCCGGCACGCGUCUACACUUUAUAUACCAAGUCAACUUGGAACAAAAAAACAAAAACAAAAAAAUUUCAGCUCUUGUUAGGUUAUACUAAAAAUAG
Fundulus heteroclitus (mummichog) is the source of this 3952-nucleotide messenger RNA. It is a transcript of the gene smim29, whose product is annotated as small integral membrane protein 29. Bases 354 to 665 code for a protein of 103 amino acids. The transcript is spliced from 5 exons. The record is from RefSeq and is a predicted model, not a curated record. Lineage: Eukaryota; Metazoa; Chordata; Actinopteri; Cyprinodontiformes; Fundulidae.